This is a messenger RNA of Hypoxylon trugodes, 1402 nucleotides long. RefSeq lists its product as uncharacterized. Lineage: Eukaryota; Fungi; Ascomycota; Sordariomycetes; Xylariales; Hypoxylaceae. The record is from RefSeq and is a predicted model, not a curated record. The transcript is spliced from 2 exons. Bases 116 to 1312 code for a protein of 398 amino acids.
AAGUGAAAAGGUUCAUAAGUUGGUGGUCUUGGUGAGAGACUAGAGACUAGAACUUGUCUCACUCUCCCAUUGUCCGCAUGCCAGCAUCGUCGAGCCAUAGAUCCAACAUACAAAAAUGCGGCCGACUCACACCCAGACCAUUUUCCUUUCCCUACUCCUACCCCUCGCCGUCGCCCAUCCUUACCCUCGUGACGACUUCAGAGAUGUCGGUUUUGGAUACCUUAUGCCUCGCGACUGUGACUCGUACUGCGGUUCCGAUAAUCAGUAUUGCUGCUCGAAUGGUCAGACAUGCACCACCUCAGCCGGCAUAGCAGGCUGCGCAGCCACAGGCGCAGGCGGCGAGUAUGAUUUUUACACCACUACCUGGACCGAGACGAAAACGUACACCAGCACUAUCAGUUCCUUCCUAGGACCCACAACCGCCGCUUCGGGAGGGAACGGUGAACCUUGUGUGCCACCGGAAGGCUCCGGGGAGAUUGCGUGUGGUACUAUCUGCUGUGCGACCUGGCAAUACUGCGCUCACGACGGUCAGUGUCUGCCGAACGCUGGGUCUGGCUCCUGGACCCAAUGGACCACUGUCGGCGUCGUCACCACUCAGUACUCGGCUCCCUAUAGGGUUACAAGCGGCAGUACCAUCGUGCAAACUUCGGCUUCCACUACCACUGGCACUGCAGCUAGCGAGACUGCGUCAUCCACUAGCACUGGGGCUCCGGCCCCUGUCGCAUCUACGAGUGGCUCGUUAAGUGGAGGCGCAAUCGCCGGCAUAGUGGUCGGCACGAUUGCCGGCGUAGUCCUGCUUCUGCUCCUAUGUUUCUGCUGCAUCGUCAGGGGUCUCUGGGAAGUAGUUGCUGGUAUCUUUGGAUUUGGCGGUAGGAGAAGGAAAGAGACUGAACGGAUUGAGGUCACCGAAGAACAUUACUCGAGGCGUGGAAGUAGGCACGGUAGCACGUACGGUGCUGCAGCCGCACGGCCGGUCCAUCGAACAUGGUUUGGAGGAGGGGGAGGUCGACCAGCCUCAUCCGCUGCCAGGAAGGAGAAAAGGAGUUCAGGGGGUAACUGGGGCUGGUUAGCUGCGGGUGCGGGUGCAGCAGCUCUCCUCCUUGGCUUGAGGAGAGAUGACAGGCGUAGAGCUAGUAGCCAAAAGCCGCCGCGGAGCGACUGGGGUAGUUCGUACUACACCGACUCCUAUACUGCGAGCAGCCCUAGUAGCCAAAGUUCCGAUAGGAGAACGCGAGACACGCGCCGUUCUAGACAGUCCAGAGCAACAAGAGCCUCUAGACCAUCGAGGGCUUCACGACAUUCGAGAAGCUAAAAGCGGAAACCCCCACACUUCGAAAUUGAGCUCAUAACCCCCUUUUCUUCAUAGUAUCUUUUUUCCCUUCCACCUUUCGACAUACAUACC